Messenger RNA from Drosophila innubila, 4028 nucleotides. It is a transcript of the gene Capr, whose product is annotated as caprin homolog. NCBI's taxonomy places the organism in Eukaryota, Metazoa, Arthropoda, Insecta, Diptera, Drosophilidae. The transcript is spliced from 4 exons. The record is from RefSeq and is a predicted model, not a curated record. Gene Ontology annotation, cellular component: cytoplasm. Gene Ontology annotation, molecular function: RNA binding. Bases 213 to 3221 code for a protein of 1002 amino acids.
CUACAAUCAGGGAUUUAGUUCGUUCGUUCACUUUAGUGAUUAGUUCAAUAGAACUUAAUCCGAACGAUUUGAUACAACUCUACAUUUGAGCCAUCCCUAAGUUUUUCGAAGAACAAAAAGAAAGAACGGCAGGCAGGACAAGGCAGCAGUUUCAAUUUCAUUCCUAAUUUAUAGUAACCGUAGUAAGCAACCAGAAGAACACACGGCAAACAAUGCCUUCGGCUGCUACCACAUUCACCAACAACAACAACAAUAGCAAGGAGAAACGCGCCUCGGUCAGCUCAAUUGGUGCGAGCAGCAGCGUCGGCGGCGGCGUGGGUGGUGGCGGCAGCGGCGGCUGCAACAAUAGCAACGCAAGCAACGGACAGCAUAGCAGUAAUACCAAUCUAGCUGAAUGUGCCAAGACUGUUGUUGUCGCAGCAGCAGCAACUGCAGCUGGUAGCGGAGGUAGCCAAACUGAUUUGACCAACAACAAUAAUGUCAAUGCCAAAACGCUGAAACUGACUGCUGCCGCCGCCGCGGCCGCUGAGCCGUACAAUCCGAUGAAGCAAAUUCUGGUCACCAUUGAGCACAAGAUUCGCAACUUGGAGAAGCGUAAGACCAAACUGGAAUCGUAUCGGGCGAUACAGAGCGGAGGCAAGGAACUGAGCUCCGACCAGGCAGCUGCCGUGGCCAAAUACGACUCUGUCCUGGCGACUAUGGAAUUUGCUCGCGACUUCUCCAAGCAAACGCAGCAGAUGUUCAAGGAGGCCGAGAAGGAGCAGAAGAAACAGUUGCGCAAGGACAACCAGGCCAAGGCGGUGGCUGAGACUGCCAAGAUUCGCGAUCUUUUGGUCAUUCAGAACGUUCUCACCUGUUUCAACGAUGAGCAGGUGCGCAAUGAUUUCCUGGCCGGUGAGAAUGGCGCCUGUAAACUGGAAGCCAACGAACUGGCGACGCUUGAGAAGUUCUGCCUAGAGGUGCAAACUCGUCGCCCGGAGACGGCGGAGGACAUAAGCUUUCUGACGACCGCCCAAAAGGCAGCCGAGCUCUUUGCCAUGACGAUCAAUGCUCGGGCCAAGCCGUACGGUGAACUGACGUUCGAGAAAGUGCGCGCGAUCUUCCAACAAAUUCAGGACUGUGGCUAUUUGGACAAGUACUAUUUGAUUCCUCUGGCGGAUCAGGGCAACAGCACGGACAGCGGCACGGUAAGCGGUGAAGGUGAGACGUUGCUGAAUGAUGCGCCCGUUGCUGAUCCGGAUACGCUUAUAUCGGAGCCAUCGGCACAUAAUUCAUUGGAGGAAGGUCUGGACAAGCUGUCCAUUGGCGAUGCUGGCGCUGUCCUGCCGGAGCUGCAUCAGCCGGAGCGUGCUCAUGUACUGCACGAGUCGCAGCAUCAACGUGCUCCCCAUGAUCAGCAGCAGCAGCAAUUGGUUGUCCAGCAGCAGGCGGGCGUCUAUAAUGCUGCUCCGGCGGCUGCAGCUACGGGUAACACGACGCCUGUCCAUGUGGUGUAUGCAUCAGCACCACCACAGCCACAGCAGGCACCGCCAGCGCCAAUCCAGCAUCCACAUCCGCACCAGCUGCUGAGCAGCCCCGUGAAUCUCCAGGCCUUGCACCAGCCCCAGGCGGGCGUUGCCGCUGUGCCAUCGGUGGCCCCACAGCAACAACAGCCACAGCAGCAGCAACCACAACACUUUGGGCCACCCACUGUGCGCGCUGUGGAGCAUAAUUACUUCAAGCAAGCGCCGCUGCAGCCACCACAGCCAACGCCACAACAACAACAGCAGCAGCAGUUCAUGCAGCAAAUGCGUCCGCUGGCCGAGGUACUUGGCACCGGCAGCUUCCACUUUCUGCAGGACAGCGAACUGGAUGCGCCGGAGGUAAUGCCUCCUCAGCAGCAACAGCAACAGGCACCGCCGCCACAGCAAUUGCCGGUGCAGGGAUUAGUUUUUGAGCAACAACAACAAGCGCAGCAAAGCCAGAAUCAUGUGGAUGAACCGCAGACUAUAACCACGCUGACCUUUACCAAUCAGUCCUUCCCGUCCCUGCAGCAGCAGCAACAACAACAACAGCAGCAGCCACUGCAACCACAGCAACAACAAUUGUUCUCGCCUGUGUUGAUACACGAUCAGCAACGCCAACAACAACAACCGAUGCUGAUCAUGACACGUUUGCCACCACAACAACAACAGCAGCAACCACAGCAACAACAACAGCAACAGGCACCACCUGCUCCUCAGGGAAUUGGCAUGCAACCAGGUGAUGUCACCGCAGUGUUCCCUUAUGACAGUGCCGUGGUCAGCUACGAGCAGCAGCUGCAACAACAGUUGGGACUGAAGCAACAACAGCAGCAACAGCCACCACAGUCAAAGAUUGAGGAACAACAGCAGCAACAGCAGACUGUAAAUGAGGUGGAGGAGUGGCAUGGACGUGGUGGCGACACAAAUGCAGCUGCCACAGCUGCGCUGACCAAUGUGCUCAAGACCCAAUCAUCGGUAUUGGUGGAUCAGGUGGUGACACCUGUUCCUGCCAACAACAACAACAAGUGGAGCAGCGAAAUGAAUGCGAUGAGCAGCGCAGCAUCCAAUGGCAGCAACAGCAGCAAUGGCAACAAGCAGGAAUGGGCCACGCCCAGGGACAAUAGCAACGGACGUGGAGGUGGCUAUGACAACAACGAUACUGCCAACAAUCAUUGGAACAACUCCGCACAGCAGUCCCAGGAUAAUGGCAACCAGGUGCGACGCAAUUCCGGUAAUUACCAACAGCAGCAGCAACGUCGCAAUGGCGCCGGAGACGAGCGUGGACGUAACGGAGGAGGAGGCGGAGGUGGCAACUAUCGCACCCGACAAUACGGUAAUUCGUCGUCAACGCAGCAGAAUGGACGCAACAGUGGCGUCUAUUUCCGCAACAAUGAGUCGAGUGGAGGAGGCGGAAGCGGCGCUGGCAACGGCGCCGGAGGUGGAGGCGGCAACAACAACUACUAUCAAAACGGCGGUGGUGGUGGUGGUGGAGUUUACAACAAGGAAUCACGCUAUGAUUCAUCAGGUGGCGGCUCCUAUCGCGGUCAGCGCGGCGGUAAUCAGCGCAACGGCAACGGACCCUUUGGACGACCCAUGGGGGAUCGUGGACGCAACACGGGUGGAGGAUCGGGGCCGGGCAACGGCGGCGGAGGUUACAUUAAUCAGCGUCAAUCACAGCAGCAGCAAAGAAUGCCGCUGGGCUUGGAGAAUAAAAACUAAGCAGUGAAAAUCGUCGCAGCUGUUUGGCCGUGGCACAUGUAUUAAAAGAAAAGCUCCUCUCACACAUCUACACAUCCAUUUACAUAUAAUAUACGCAUUACACAUCAUUACCACACUCCCACUGUCACCCACACACACAUACACAUAUUCACAAGCAGCGUUGCCACGUUGGCGUUCAAUUUACCGUUAGUCAGCAACGCGAAAAAGCUGCAAAAAAAAGAAAACAAACGGAAAAGUUUGCGCAUUUUUUUUCAAAUACAAUUAAAUGUUUCUAUAUAAUUAUGAUUUAUUUAAUUAAUUAAUAAUAAAAACAAAAACAACAUAGUUAUUAGAACACCUAUAAAAACAAAUACAACACAUACAGGAAAGUUCAAAAACAAAAACUACACACACACACACACGAAAGCAACAACCAACAAGAAUAUAAUGCAAAGGGGUUUUUAAAACCCAAAAGCAAAACAAAAAUCAUAAAUAUAUAAAAAGGAAUGGAAUGCAGAGAAAGAAUGAAAGUGCAUGGGCACUGGACAAACAGCUGCACAGAAGAAAGCGGAAGAAAGGAAUAACGAAUAGAGAAAGAUGCGGAGAAAAGUGCGUGAAACUUUUCAAGUUAUUAAAUACAAUGGAAACAGAAAAUAAAAGUAUUUAUACGUCUUAGCAAUUAAAUUACAAUUUCGAAACAUACAAAUUAUAUUUAAUUAAUUAAUAUAAUACAUUGCGAAUGGAUGAUGAAAAUAUGAAAAACAAAAACCGAAUGCAACUUAUGUAAUUUACUAUAAACAAAUAUAUUUAUAGUUUGUGCUCUUACUA